UUUAUAGCAAUGGUCAACGCUUUUGAAGCUGUGAAGGGAGGCGCAGCCAAGCUCAACACUGGCUUCUAUAUACCUCUUAUUGGUUUAGGAACUUAUAAAAUCACUGGAAAUCAGGUGAAACCUGCUGUAGAUGCUGCCUUGUCGUGUGGAUACCGAAUGUUUGACACUGCAAAAUAUUAUGUGAACGAGCCUGAGCUAGGAGAAGCUUUGGAGGAGCUACUCCCUAAGUAUAACCUCAAACGGUCUGAUAUUUUCAUCACUACCAAGUUUUUCCCUGAUGCCAACGAUACCGCCGCAGCUGCGAGAAAACUUGUUGGAGAAUCUCUGAGUAAUCUGAAGACGAAGUAUCUUGAUAUGGUACUGAUUCAUUACCCAAAAGCAUCGGAACUGGAUGAGAAAGACGAGAGAAACCCACUUCAUCGUAAACUAACUUACAUAGAGCUGGAAAAGCUCAAAGAUGAAGGACUGAUCAGAUCAGUUGGUGUUUCGAAUUACGAGUCACGGCACAUUGAGGAAAUCAAACAAUAUGGGAAGAUGAUGCCUUGUGCCAAUCAAGUCGAGUACCAUCCUCAUUUCACUCGAGACGAGCUUAAAGACUAUUGUAAGAAAGAGGGGAUAUUCUUCCAGGCAUUUUCAUCCCUUGCUCGGCAACAACCCGAACUUAUCCAUGAUCCGGUCGUAGUCGAUUUGGCGAAGAAACACGGAAUUUCCGUUCCACUAGUACUUUUAUCGUGGGCUCUGUGUCAAGGUGUGGGAAUAGUGCCUAAAUCGGCUACGCCGCAGAGAAUCAUCGAUAAUUUGGAGGUAGCAAAUGUGAAGCUGAGCGAGGACGAGAUCGAGUCAUUACAUAAGCUCAAUCGCGAUCAGCAUUACAUUCGCUGUUACGGGUGGCGUGUUUUGAGCUUGCAGAUAAUGAGCAUCCACAUCGAUAGUGUAGUGCUAAACACUGGACAUUCGAUUCCGCUGAUCGGUCUUGGAACUUACAAAAUCACUGGAGAUUUGAUGGUACCAGCCGUUGAUGCCGCUUUAGCUGCUGGCUAUAGCUUGUUCGAUACGGCCAAGUUCUACUUUAAUGAAGCCGAGCUUGGAGAGGCUCUUGAGGUGUGCCUUCCGCAACAUAAUCUUCGACGGGAAGAUGUCUUUAUUACUACAAAACUGUAUCCGACUGCUAGUAAUGACUUCCUUGUAGAGAUAGAGAACAAUGUCGAAGACUCCCUCAAUAGUCUUCGCACUGACUACAUAGAUUUGGUGCUUAUUCAUUUUCCAAAGACGAAAGAAACAGGACUGGAUGAUCCCAACAAUGCCAUCCAUCGGAGGAAUACUUACCUAGCUCUAGAAAAAUUGAAAGGGACUGGUAAGAUUCGUUCUGUUGGAGUAUCGAACUACGAAAUACACCAUAUGGAAGAGAUUAAGGAAUACGGCCAGAACAUGCCAGCUGUGAAUCAAGUAGAGUACCAUCCUCAUUUCACGCGAAACCAGUUGAAGGACUACUGUGACAACAAUGGUAUUUUCUUCCAGGCAUAUUCAUCAUUAGCACGUCAAAACGACGAGCUCCUCAAGCACGAAAUCGUCUCGAAAUUGGCCGAGAAAUACGCCACCUCAGCACAGAUUAUUUUGCUGUCAUGGGCAAUCAGCCAGGGAGUGGGUGUCAUUCCAAAAUCAUCUCAGCCAACAAGAAUAGCUGACAAUCUGAAGGCCACAGAGAUUACGUUGACCGACUGUGAGAUAGCUGCGCUAAAGGGACCGAACAGAAACAAAAACUAUGUACGAUGUGAAGGAUGGCUUGUUGUCUGA
Cylicocyclus nassatus is the source of this 1794-nucleotide messenger RNA. Lineage: Eukaryota; Metazoa; Nematoda; Chromadorea; Rhabditida; Strongylidae. The record is from the annotation of a GenBank genome assembly.